Stegastes partitus (bicolor damselfish) is the source of this 2707-nucleotide messenger RNA. It is a transcript of the gene phgdh, whose product is annotated as phosphoglycerate dehydrogenase. The record is from RefSeq and is a predicted model, not a curated record. Gene Ontology annotation, molecular function: phosphoglycerate dehydrogenase activity; NAD binding. NCBI's taxonomy places the organism in Eukaryota, Metazoa, Chordata, Actinopteri, Pomacentridae. Bases 338 to 1927 code for a protein of 529 amino acids. The transcript is spliced from 12 exons. Gene Ontology annotation, biological process: L-serine biosynthetic process.
GGUGGUAACUUCAUCUCUGUGCUGUAACAACCACAUUUCCCCUUGAGGAUUAUUAAAACAAUAAAGCUUCCACACUUGAGUGUCCUCCAUCCUCUCCUCAGACUGGUUCCCAGCUCCCCCCCUCAGCUGGUCCCAGUCCACGUCAGAGCGUCACAGGCUGUGGAGGCGGGUCCGCGCCUGAAGGGGGCCGUCUUAAACCCGGCACAACCAUUCAAAACCAGCAGAGGGAAAGCGAUCCUCCUGUUGUCCAUCACUUCACCCACACCACCAGCCACUCAACACCCGCCGGUGGCCCGACACAGCGCGACCAAACCCGGAGAGAGAAAACCCCACCAAGAUGGCCCCGAUCUCCAUCCGAGCGGUGCUGAUCAGCGAGAGCGUGGACCCGCGCUGCAGGGCGAUCCUGGAGGAAAACGGCAUCCGAGUCACCGAGAAGCCCGGCAUGAAGAAGGAUGAGCUGAUCGCAGAGAUUAAGGACUACGAUGGCCUUGUGGUUAGAUCAGCCACCAAAGUAACAGCUGAUGUGAUCAACGCUGCUAAUAAUCUCAAAAUCAUUGGAAGAGCCGGGACCGGCGUGGACAACGUGGACGUUGAUGCUGCCACGAAAAAGGGCAUCAUUGUCAUGAACACUCCAAGUGGUAACACGAUCAGCGCCGCAGAGCUGACAUGUGCCCUGCUGAUGAGCCUUUCAAGAAAUGUGCCUCAAGCGACAAUGUCAAUGAAGCAGGGGAACUGGGAUCGCAAAAAGUUCAUGGGUGCAGAGCUGUUUGGCAAAGUGCUCGGAAUAGUUGGACUUGGAAGAAUAGGGAAAGAAGUCGCGUCAAGAAUGCAGUCAUUUGGCAUGAAGACUAUCGGCUACGAUCCCAUCACUCCACCAGAGGUGUCGGCCAGCUGGGGGGUGGAGCAGAUGUCUCUGGAGCAGCUUUGGCCUCAGUGUGACUACAUCACUGUCCACACGCCCCUCAUGCCCUCUACUGUUGGUCUGCUUAAUGAUGAAACGUUUGCCAAGUGCAAGAAAGGAGUGAAGGUUGUGAACUGUGCGAGAGGAGGCAUCAUCGACGAGGACGCUCUCCUCAGAGCUUUGGAGUCUGGACAGUGUGGAGGAGCAGGGCUUGAUGUCUUUGUUGAGGAACCACCUAAGAACCGCUCACUGGUGGAUCAUCCCAACGUCAUCAGCUGUCCUCACCUGGGCGCCAGCACCAAGGAGGCUCAGGCUCGCUGUGGGCAGGACAUCGCUCUGCAGAUCGUGGACAUGGUGAAGGGCAACAAGCUGGUCGGAGCAGUAAAUGCCCAGGUGUUGGCCAGCACGUUCUCCCAGGAAUCUCAACAGCUGAUCAAGCUCGGAGAAGCAGUUGGAGCCGUGCUGCAGUCGUGCAGCGCUUCUAAGAAACCUUUCAGUUGUGUUCAGAUCACUACGAAAGGGGACUGCAUGAAGUCCUGCGCUGGUUACAUGACUUCAGCUGUUCUGGUUGGUUUGCUCAAUCAGGAUUCUGGAUGUUGCCCGAACUUCAUCAAUGUUCUGAACUUAGCCAAGGACACUGGAAUCACGGUAAACCAAACCCACUGGGAGUUGGACGGGGCGUCUGAAGGUGUGUGCAAAGUGGAGAUCGCAGCCAACGGCUGCAGCUAUAAAGCCAGCGGCUCAGUUCAAGGUGGUGUUCCAGUUCUGCUGGAGCUGAGCGACAGCGUGUUCAGACAGCCCAUCGCUCUCACUGGAAACAUGCUGUUCUUCAAGGCCUCUGCCAGUCCGCAGCUCCUGUCCUCAGUGGCUGGACUGUUGGCCACAGAGGGAGUGGAGAUCCAGUCUUUCAGCGCUCCUGCAGACGGCACCGGGGAUCUGUGGUUUUGUGUCGGGGUGUCGUCUCUCCUGCGAGACCUCAGUGCCUUGAAGCCUUUGGUCAAAGACGCAGCGCAGCUCAGCAUUUAAACGCCAGUAGCCUCACGUCCCGGUGGAACGUUCAGUAUCUGAAAAUCCUAACAAGAGUGUCUUAAUAUACCUGCUGGUUCUUUGUGUUUACAGCUAACAACUUGUUUAGAAGUUGAAAACCUGAAGUUUAAAACUUGCAUUUUGAUAACAUUCCAGCGUGUAGAUGUUUUGUUUAUGAGUUCGUUGUAGUAAAAACUGAAUAGAAGGUUUAAUUGUCACGUGAUGCUCAGUUUGCUGUUUGGCAUUUUUAAAGAGAAGAUGUGAGUAGAAAAAAAAAGCACUCCAAAUGCUUAAACUGAAAAGGGACUGAGCAACACUGCAAACCUGAACACCUUAAUGCAGUUUAAUACAACAGCUCUGUAAUAUGACUCCUAUUUUGUACUUUUAAAAUGUUGACUAAGUGUGUCUCACGUCAUUCUUGUCAGUUCUGUGGUUUUUUUUGUUUCACGGUUUACAGUUCUUCAUCACAUUACGUUGCACAGGGGAGCAUGAUCAGCAUUCUGGUGUAAAUGACAGAUAACUUGCUUCUCAGAUUGUACUGCUCAGUUAAACAACUAAACAGUAUUCAGCUGUAAGAUGUUAAAAUACUACAGACCCCCUGAGUGUAAAAUUCAUUCCUGGUGUUGUUUUGUGUAUUUAGUAUGUUUUCAAGCAGCUCAAACACUCUUGUUACUUUUUGCUGUCCGCCUAAAUUUCAUGAAAAUGUUCCCUCAGUUUGUAUCAUGGAAAUGUCAAAGACCAUCACUGGAUGCAUCAAUAAACAAAGUGAGACAAUCAAAA